ACUCAACGCUCUCCUUAGGCAGCGCUACAAGUUCCUUCCCAGUAAUCAAGCUUGAGGAUCAACGUAUCAACAACACAUCCUCAAUUCGGCUGUACAACAUGUUCCAUUAAUUGGAAAUGACAUCGUCUUUAAUCAAGCUUGAUGAUAUUUGUUGUGUACAAAUGCUUCCACAUGCUUCAACGCCGUCGAAUGAAAUUCUCCUAAAUAAUGAAGCUCAAGGAUCAACAGAGGCAUCAAUGUAUUCAUGCUUCGAAAACACCGUCAAUUCGUCUUUGACAACAACAUCAACGUCGAUGAUCAACGUAAAGAAUGUCUACAAUAAACACCAAAUUGAUCAUUAUAUCGGCUACGUUCUUUAUCAACAACGUAAAGGAUGUCAGCGCUGUCUUCCUUCUCUUGUCUUGCAUCAUCUUCUAAUCAUUUGUCAGAUAAUUAUUAAGUUUUUUUGGGGCCGUAUUCAUGAACGAUUCUUGAGAACGAACUAGCUGAGUUGGACUUUUCUUGUCUAGCAACUGAGUUGAGUAGGCUACUGCAAUCGUCCAAAGCAUACACUAAGCAUUGUACUAAGCGAAUAAAAUGUUGUAUUUACUUACUUGUUAGACAAGAAGACGUGCUAAGCAAAGUUUUGGUUUAAGCCUCGUUGAUGGAUCCUAACGACUCUUACAAAUAUCGAAUAAUUAUCUGUCAAUUGUCAAAUAAUUUUUUGACAAAUGUUGAAUAAAACUGUGAAAAAUCUUGAAUGGUUCUAUUACAAAUGUAAAUCUGUAAAAUUGUAAUGAUUCUUUGACAAAUAUCGAAUAAUUCUGUAACAAAUUUAGAAUAAUUCGGUGACACUUUGUUGAGCUUCAUUGACAACAUGGUCUACACUCUGUGAUGUUAUUCUUGCGGGUCUCUAGUUAGGUUGUUUGGUUGUAUUUGGUAAAUGAUAUUAUGUAUUUUACUACUAGCCUAGCCAGUUAUUAUGAUGCUAAGAAUACUACUGUGAUUUCCUUAUUCCUAGUUAGUACGUAUGUCUUUGUUUAUGAAUAUUCUUUGUCCUUGUGCUGUAAAAUGGUCAAGUCGUUAUUGUACACGAUCAUUUUUUUUUAAUUUUAUAAAAUAAGAAUUGAUUGAUCAAAUUGAUCUCCUGAAUUAAGCUGCGCACACUAGACAAGCAGAGGGUGGCUUGCUAGAAAAGUUAAGAGUAAGGCAUUUUAAAAACAACUGAUCAAUUUUAAGCUCGUUUAUAGCAUAGACAUCUUAAAACCAACUGAUCAAUUUCAAGCUCGUUAUUUUAUAAAACUUGAUAAAACAUUAAUCGUGUACAAACGUCUUCAUCAAGAGUUUUUGCAGAAUGUAUGUUAUGAAAAUAAUAAUGACGAACAAAAAUUUCUAUGAUUAUUUAUAUUAAACUAUGAUUAUUUUCAAUUGGAAAAAUAAAACUAGACUUCUGCAAGUAUUAACUAGAAGAAAGCCAAAUCAGUUUCAGCACUGAAUAAAAGUUCAGUAUCUUCAUAUUAUGAAACUACAAUCUUCCAAUUUUCAAUAUUGUCUGUGAUUUUGUACUAAAAAUUUUUUAAUAAUUAGGUAGUGUCCUAUCUAUACUGUAUGCUUAUGUAAUUUGGAUUUCCGAUCUGAUAAUUAGUUCGCAAGUUUGACAUUAUUAUUUUUAGGUGGCAUUAUUUUAUGAGGUGUUUAUGUUGAAUCAUUGCUAGUUGUUUUUUAAACUAAAAUUUUCUUGACGAAAUUACUGCAAAAAUGAUCAUGGAUCACUUAUUGAAUUAGAAAAGUUUCAGUGAUUAGUUAUUGUUACUUUUGUGUUUCAAUGUAGCAAGAUUAUGUGGUACCAAAAUUACUGUAAAGUGGGUAAUUAUACCAAAAAAAUACUCAUUCCAAUCAAUACAAGAAAAUAUUGAACUUUAUGACACUUUUGUAUUGUUUUGCUCUUUCAAAUCAUGAGUACUCCCUCUCUCUAAAAGAUUGAAAUUUUCAUGGAUUAUGAAUAUUUUUAACUCAUUCAUACUAUAUUGUAUGAAGAAUCCCUAAAAUAAAUAAUAUAUUGUACUGUGAUGAUAUCCUAAGUAUUACUUUGCAUGUAACUACAUACUUUCCUAUUUUCCGACUCGUAUAAUUUUCUGUAAGCUAUAUCUGUUUGUGUGUUGAGGAUUUAAUUUUGAAUUAUUUUACUGUUAGGACAAUUUAUUGUAAUUUGUUUGUUGUGUUGCUGCAUUUUAUUAGUAGCUUUUGCUUUUUUUGUAUUAUUUCCACCAAAGAUUGUUGGUUUCCUAGAGUAUUUUUUUAGGUACUGUUCUGUAUUUUCUUGUAGAAAAUUUGAUUUAAACAUCACAUUAUUGAUUCCUACAACUAUUUCUGUUGUAUUUUUACAGUGUAUAUUUUUAUUUAGACUUUUAACUUCUAAGAAGUGAUAUCACAAUUGUAUGUACUAUUUCCUAUUCCGUGUAUCUAAUUUUAGACGUUUUUGCAUAAACCUUGCUUUGCAAUGAAUUUUGCUCUGCUGGGUAGAAAGAGAAUACCAUAGAUUCUUACAGAAGAGUUUACACAUUGGCAGACUGCACAUGUGUGUAUACAAAUAAUUGAACUUUAUUCCUGAUAAGGUAAUUGAAAUUUAGUUCUUGGCAAGUUCACUAAUUUGCUAAUUAGAUGAAAAUGUAAAAUUUAUUUCAUCAUAAUGAAAAUGUUAUCAUUUUCAUCAUCACUAAUCAUGAAAUUAUUUUUUUUUUACUAGACGUACAUUCAAGUACAUGAAUGACUCAUGCUACAGCUGCAUUGAUAGUUCAAUUAUCAUUACAUCACUACAUUCUGACCCCUAAGAUAUUAUAUUUUUGAUGGUUCCUAAAAUGUAUCCUAGUUUCCAUUAAUUUCAGUAUUGAAGAACUGUUAGUGCUACAUACUUGUAGAUAAUUAUUUCAAUUCCCUUUCAAGCUUCGAUUUCGCUUUCAUUUUGUAAUAAUUAUACAUAAGAAACCUCAUGCUCUCUCCUUAAGGCUUAUUUUUUUUAUUCAAUUAGCUUUAGAGAUCGAAACAUCUUAUGUUCCUCUUAGAUUAUAUUUUUGUAAAUAUAUAAAUUAUAAGAGAUAGUGAUUAUUGUAAAGUGCCUUCCAAAUAAAUACCUCUACAGUUUCCUGUUAUGAAAACUACUUAGGAAUAUCGUUCAUAGAAACUGUGUAAAUGGUUCUCUGAAACAGUGAAAUCAAUUUACCACUUACGGUUUCAAAAUUUUGGAUGUUUUUAUUUUCCCUGUUAUUUUACUGUUUCAUAAUAUAUGAUCAAUAUCAUCAAGAUGAAUUUUCCUACUUAUUUUUAUUCAUAGUACAAAAUGUUUGCCGUUGUAUUCCUAAGCGAAAUUUUUAUGAUAUUAUGAUAAAUUUAGUAUAGUGACAGAAAAUUUAUUGAUUGUUCCAAUCAACAUUUUCAGUUGAAGAGUUUUUGAUGGCUCGCUUUCUCCAUUGUUCCUAAUUUUUGAAAACUGUUCCUUGAUAGAUUUUAUAACUUAGUUAGCAUUUUUGGCAAAUUAUGAAAGUAGAUGGAUUUAGAUUUACAAAAAUAUAGAGAAAAACUAAGUAUUAUUAUGAGUCUAACAAUAGUUAAUUAGAAACCAAUUAUACCGUACCUACAAACUCUGUCAAAUAGACCCGUUUUCCAUAAAUCCUAUCUACCUCACCAAAUCUCCAAAGACUUUAUAUAUGCUGUCUAUAUAACACAUUUUAAAGCCAAAGUACACUCUGAAUUCAACAAUUUUAUUUCUUCGAGAAUUUUCAUUAUUAAAAUGUCUUUUGACAUUCUAAUCAGAGGUUUAGUGUUAUUAUGUUAGAAUAUAGAUUAGGGUACCAACAUAAUACAAUAGAACAGAAUCCAACAAAUUUAUGAUUAUUUUCAAUUAACAGUGUGCUCUGGAUUUCCAAUCAUUCUAGCUAUUGAAAUAGUAUCUUCCAAUGAAAUAUUACACAAAUAUGUUGUGUUAUUGAAUUAAUAUCAAUAAAAUAUUCGAAACUGAAACAUUAUCUGUUGCUAUCUGUAUGAAAUUAUCAGUUUCAUCAAAUUAUCAUUUCAAAUAAUUAAUUUGAUUUAUUCUGAGGAGUUGUGUUUUCAAAUGAUAUUGUAAUAUACUUGUGUAUGAUAUUUUAGUAAUCGUUUCUAUUUAGUUAACUACCAAAUGCUUGUUCCUAGAAAAACUGUAUGCUUUGUUACCAAUACUGUGUGUUGAUUAUUGUCAUUGGUUUAAAAUAACAGAGAGGCCUACAUAGAUAUUAUUCUUCUCAGGUAAAGUGUACUCUUCCAAAUUCAUAAUUUCUCAAAAAAUCUUGUUGAGAAUCUCAGUUUAGCUUGUUUUUAAAUUCACCUUUUAAUUAUUUAUUUAUAGUGUAUUUUAUUAUAAAUGUGUUGAAAUUGUUGGCUUCAUAGUUUUAGUAUGGCCGCGAAUGUAUAAUGUGAAACAUAGGAAAAUCAUAAUUAUUUAUUAAACUCAGGUGUUGGUUUUUUAAUAUAGUUUAGCUUUACUGUGUUUAUUUACUCUAAUUGAUACUGCUUGUCAUCAUGUAAGAAAUUCAAUUGUCUUUUUGUAAUAAUGUACAGUAUACAAAACAUUAUCAUGUUACACAUAACAUAUAUUUUAGUCUAACUACAAUAUUAUCUAGAACGGAAAAUAGUAAAAUAUCACUUUCUCCCAAUGAUAUUGAUUCUAUAUCAUAUUCAAGACACAAAUAAAUAGAUUCAUUUUUUGAAUUUUAUGUCAACUCAACAGACAGCAGUAUCAAUUAGUUUGAGGCAUUAUUCGGUUAGAUAUUCCUGAUUACAUACAUUGUUGAACCAGGUUCAAAAGUUCCUCUCUAAUUUAUAAUAAUUAAACCCAGUUUGGACAUCACUCACGUUGAAAUUAAUGAUAAUUUAAAUUUUUGCUUAAAAACGUGAGUGUUUCGCUUAGUUCCAUUUAGUUAUUACAAUAAUGUACAGCAAUUGCAUGACCUAUUUAAUGUUAGUUAUUUAAUUAGAUCAUAGUUUAAUGUUUUUUAUCACUUCAUGGGUUUAUAUUUUUAUCGUGAAUUUGAAAUGAGAAACGGACAGUAUUUUUUAUAUUAUUAGUGCCUAGUUUAUUGAUGAGAAACAUUUUUACAGUUUGUAUUUGAAAAUUAUAUUUUCGAACUCUGCGCUUUGAUGUUUCAAUGGUUUUUAUUUGAUUUCCGUUCCUGUAAAUUUUAUUUUGUUCUCAAGUUUACUCCAAUGUUUUCAGACUUCUUGUGAUCACAGAAUUACUAAUCGGUGCAAUUUCUAUUCAUUCAUAUUGAUUCCUGUUCACAGGAAUAUGAAUUCACAGCUGUCUGAAUUCAUUCCAUUCUAGUUAUUUAUCUUAUGAAUAAUAUUCUGUCCAUGAAAUUCGUUAUUUCACUCUGGGUGGAAUUAUAAUUGGAAGUAUUUGUUGCUCUUGAAAUUGAUUUCAGUGGACCCUCUUGUAUGAAAAAAUACUAGCUAAUAUUUCAGUAAUUUCCUAUUCCAAUAACCAACUGAUUACUAAUAUUAUUAGUUUCUAUUUUCUCAUGUAACAGGUAGCUAAUAUUCUUGUCUGCUAGAAUCUUCUAGUAUCUAUAAUAGUCAAUUCAUCUAAGUUGACAAGAAAAUAAAUUAAGUAUUAAUAAAUGGCAUAUUGAAAACUGAAAAUCUUAGACUAAUAGAGAUGGUCUCCAUGUACCCAUAUAUUUUUUCAGAGUGGUGUAGGAUAGUGUAAAGUGGUUUUAGACAACAUCAAUUUUGAAUGCAUUAAAUGAUAUUAAUUCUAUCAUUUUAAUAUUCACCUGACACAAUAUUCAUUGUGGCCAAAGAAUUCAGAUUGAGAAAUACAUUCUGCAUAAAUACCUUCACCUACAGCUAGUAGCUAGUCCAUGUCAAUAUGCAACUCAGUCUAAUAUUCGAAAUUAUAUUUUUUAUAACACCUUUCACAUAUUCAAGAUUAUUAGGAUUAAUAAAUAAUCCACCACAAACAUAGUUCAAAAGAAUGGGCUCUAACUUUUCAAAUUAUGAGUAUUCAAUCAAGAGUAAUCAAUUUGGAAAAUAUGAUAUUCUGAAACAGAAGUAGGCUCAAAUCAGGCAUGAAUCGUGUUCUAUUCUUGCUUCUGAAUUUCUUAUCAAUUUUACAGGUUUCGAAAAAAUGGAGUGAGUUGACCAAAAGGCUACAACAAAUACAAAUUGCAAAGUUUUAGUCUAAGCUUAAUGCAUAAGUUCAUGCAUAAGACAGAUGAGUUCUUAUGAAGUAUGAGAAACAAUGAGAACUAAAAAGGGUGGUGAAAAAAUAAUUUAAAAUCAAUUUCCCAUUUACUUGAUCAUGGAAAAUCAAUUGAGAAUGUAAACCACGUUCACAUGUUGAAACAUUCGAAUAUUGCUGAAAUCUGGGAUAACAUGAAUUUAAUUUCAUCGAUGAAAAUCAUCCAUUGAUGGCUGCCUGUACAAAUGGAUCUAAGAUGCCUGGAUUUUCAUAAGUGAUGCACCAUCGCCUUCUCAUCUCAACUCAUCCUCACAUUCAUAUGUAACUUUUUUAUAAAAAUAAAUGUUAUGCUUCAUUUGAAAAUUGAAGUAAAAAUUUCACCUUCCUACCUCAAAUUUUCCUAACAUCCCUCUAUUACUUACUCAUUUUCAUUUUCAGUCUGAAACUAAUCAAUCAACUCUCCUUCAUUCAUCAGCCAACAGGUAUCGUUACGUUCAUUCAUUCAUUCAUUUAUUCAUCUAUCAUACUAAUUCAACUAUACUCGAAGUACUCUUCUAUUUUAAGAUUCUACUCUCUUCUGCUCAAGAAUCAUUCUUAUUUAUUUUUCUGAAUUUAUCCCAACAGGCCUGAAAGUGGACAAGAAAAUGAAUGGUGGGUUGAGGGUGAGACAGAACUUGUUGGAGCCUGAGUGCCUCGUCUCAAUGGAUAACCAAGUGAAAGCAAGUGCUGCUUCCUCGUCAGCAGCGAGAAUACUCACUUCGCCUGCAAUGUACAACAUGGCGGCCAGGAAUGCAUUCGAAGAUGUGUCCAUCAAGAGUCCUGUCGGAUGUCUUAGAAGAGAUACUGGAGUACUGGGAGGCAGAGGUCUAUCGCUGAUGAACAUGAACUCUCGUCAGGGCAUCGAGAACUGCUACUAUGAACACUUUAUACUCGACUACCGGGUUCCUCACCACACCACCUCCCUCUCCAACAACGGAGCCUUGGGUGGGCUGGGGGGCGGGGGCGGUAACGUUGGCAACGGCCCCGCUCCGGGGACGGAACGCAUCACGAUCGACUCUGUCAUGUCGUCGAUGAAACCGCGCAAAACCAAAUUCCCGGCGCUCGCGUUUUUCAGCUGCGAAGACUGCGGCCGCUGUUACCGCUCCAAGACCAGCCUGGGUCUGCACAAGCGCCUCGAGUGUGGCAAGGAACCCACCUUCCAGUGCCCCUACUGUCCGCUCAAGACCCACCAGAAGGGCAACCUCAACGUGCACAUCAAGAAGAAGCACACCAAUGUGCCCCACUUGCCCCACAUGGAUGGCGAUCAGUCUGAUGGUGGCGAGCACCCGAGUUAUUUGCAGAGUCAGGACUCGUCGCAGGAUUUGGUGGUGGCCGAAGAGAAUCCACCAAUCAUCAGCCAGGACUCGUUGACCAAUUCCAGUAUCUAAAGAUUUCUGCCAAGCUAGAACAACACAAAGUUACUUCUAGCAUAGUCGUCUAUGGUCCAAGCUCCGUGAAUAACAGUGAACGCAAAUUCACUGUUGCGAAUAUACAAGAAUGAUUUUUUACUUCCUGCUAUAAAGUAGCAGGCUACCAUUAGGUCGCGAAUGCGUUUUGAAUCAAGAUGAUUUGAUCUUCGCCGCUUUCAGCUACAAGGCUUUGCAUUUCAUAUAAGAAAAUAAUUGAUUAUUUCAUUUAUCUUAAUGAUACUCUCAUCAUCUUGAUGAUACAAGUCAUCACAAACAUCUAAUUCAUUUGAUACUCUGAAUUUAUUUUAUGAGAGUUGUAGCUCAAAGGAACGAAGAUAAAACUCAAUGCUUCUUAAAUGUAUGUACUGUAUAGCAAGAAGGAAAAAUAAUUUUUGUAUAAUUUAUCAAAGAACGGGCUCGUCUCAUGAAAAUCCAUAAAACUUCAACCAGGGGCAUGUUUCAAAAAAUCGAGAAGUUUUGUAAAACGGAAAUAGCUGAUACCAGUAUUCUCACACACUGGACAAGCCAUAUUCGAUUACAUAUAGGUUGUUCUAUGUAUUUUUAGUAUGUGCAAAUGUUACUGUCAGUUGUUCCCGUUGUAUGAGAUAUCUAAUUUUUUAUAAAGGAGCCCCAGGAUGGAAAAAUUGUCAAGUCAAAUUCGCAUUCAAGUCGUCAUAAAUCAUAAAUAAGAAAGGAUUUGCUAGGGUUUGAAGUGCUCGUCUAUUAUUCACAACCUUAGGUCGCCAUUGCUAAACUAUAAGAAAAUGCUCUGCUGGUUUUCCUUGUUAUACAUUACUGCGCCGCCAUUUUUAAUGUAAUAUAUAUUAUUCCUUAUAAUCAAGGAGGUAUUUGCUGAUAAAUUCAAAUCAGUUACAAACUUAGCUGUAAGGAAGGAUGUCUGCGGGUUUUCUGUGUUAUAUAAAGCCGUUAAUUCUUGCAAAUAGGAUAGGAUUCAUUGAUGAUCCCCACGGGUUUGUUUUAGUCAUAGCUGCAAGAUUAUUUCUUUGGUGACAAGACAUUGUGAUAGGGUUUGUUGUUAUAUUGAACAAUACAAUUGUUCUUGAAGCAAUACAAUUGCUUUUUAAUUUCAAUCAACUGUUACCCACUAUGUCAUAACAUUUUAGUUUUUUAUAGGUGUGUGUUUUUUACAGUUUUUUUAUCACUUGUGUGUGCUGUAGAAGCAGAUUGUGCAAUAUUCCAUAUUAAUUCACUUUUUUUGAAAUUUUAGUAAUUUUUUCAUUGUGAUAGGAGUUAAAAGAUGCUUGUCUACAAGCUAUUACAAAUCAAUAUUAUUAGCAAUAACACUUAUAAUUAUUUGUUUUUUUUUAGUAAUAAAUAUCAUUAGUUUUAAUUUACAAUUAUAGAUCAACAAUUCACAAAAAACGUGAAAUUUUUACAAUACCAUAACAACUAAACACAAAUUUAAUUCCCUUGUAUUGGGCCUACCACUUGAGAUUUCCUGAGCCCGAAAGGUGUCAAUGGAAUAAAAUUCCACUAGAAGUGGUGACUACCAAUGUAAGUGCUAACUAGAUUUCGAACAUUAGUUCUUGAAUUAUAUGUUCAUCCAAUUUCAUUUAUUGUACAAAGCACUAUAUAAUCAUAAUAUAAUUAUGACCAUGGGGAAAAACUAGGCUGAGCCUGUAUCAUUUCUCUUAUUGAAUAGUAGUUUAGUUCAAAUAUUUUCAUUGUGAACUUGGUGGCUACUUAUAAAAUAUUCCUAUUCCCUACAGACUGUAGGUUGAAUACUACUAAUAGUCCUUCUUCACUGCGAAAUCAUGAUAAAAUAAAAUAAAUAAUGAUUAAUAUAGAUUACCUUGAUGAGCUUCACAAACCUUGGCAAAAUUAUGCCUAUAAAUACUGUAGUUUAUUGUUACAAGGGUCCUCAAUUGAUUAUUUUUCAAAAUCUUCAGAUUGAUUAGCAACCGGAAAGUCAGUUACUGUUGUCAUGUAGCGUUGACAAGUAGACUUGCACCCUCUACAGUUACUAUUCUAUUUAUGUACAUCUACAAGCAAUUAGUCAAUUCCACUCAGAAACACAUUUGGAAUUACAGUAUCAGAAUCAGUCAUUCACCCUUUGGCAAUGUCUUGUUAUCCAAAUGGAAUCCCAACCAAAUAUUAAUAUUACAGCAGUACAAAGAAAUUAUAUUAUCCUAACUCAGAUAUUUAUACAUUGUUCACUUAUAGAAAUAGAUUGUUGCAUUCCAUUGUUAUUUUGUCAGGGUUAUCUUCAUAUUCAAUACUAUGGGGAAAUUUUGUAUCCAAAAACUGUUUCUAAGUGAUUCUCAAAUUAAAGUAGACUACAGUUUUAAGAAAAAUCAAUAAUUUGAGAACCACAUUGAAAUUAAUUUCAACCAGUAUUUUUUAUACAACAGUUUUAACAUAUAAUACGAUUUUAUGAAACUAAGUAAAUGAUUCAGUCACACAAGAUAUUACUUUUUCUAUUGCUAAGGAACUGUCAAAUGUUAAUUUAUUCAACCAAAGAAUUUUUUAUUAUAUUUUAAAUUUAUAAAUAUAUCUCUGAAGUCUACUUUCAUAACACAAUACCUACCACAAUAAUUUUUAAUGAAUACUUUUUUGUACGUGAAUAUUUAUUUUUCUAUCCUAUUGUAAUUAGUAGUGAUAUUACAGGUUCGAUUCCUGGUUAGAUCUGGUCGAUUAAGAUCUGACAUCCGAACAAUACUAUAUUCUUUCUAACCGCCAACCAAAAAACUUGAAUUCAAGGAUAAUAAGUUCGUCGAAUCUCAAUAGAUAGGCUAGGGUCGAAUAUAGUAUUACUCAGGCUACAUACAUGAUCUGAGGAAUUAUAUUGUAGUAUUCUUGACAGUUACUUAGCAUUAGUUAAUUUGUGUAUUGCUUUUGAUUACAAGAAACAUUAUUGUUCAACAAAUAAUUAUUAUCUAUUUGUAUGAAUAAGAAUUAUUAAUAGUAUUUUUUUUAUACAACGAAGGAUCUCAAUAAUUUGUUUCAAUAAUGCUUGGCUCUGGUUUGAUGAGAGAUUUUCUCAGUCAUAAGCGAAGGUUCAGUAAUGAGGAAUUCUCAUCAAUUAUUGAUUCAAUUUUUGUCGAUUAUCAUCACGUUGUAUAUGCUCACCAAUAGAAUGACUAGUUAGGGUACAUUUUAAGCUUAACUUUUUGUUAAUUCUUUUACAUUGCUUUAAUACAUCAGUGUUAUUAUUUUGUUAAUGUUUUUUUUUGUGUUGCAUGUUUUAUCAUUUUCAUGGGCGGACAAUUUGAAUUCAUGAUUAAUAGUACAGCUCUAAACUUCCAACAAUAAUUAGAUUCAUAAUUAUGUCUUUUUAGACAUCUUGUCAGGUAAAUUAAUCAGAAUUUAAAAAUCAAUUUGUCCGCCCAACAUUGUGACGUUCUACCUCAUUAUUUAGUCUGAGAUUCUAUGUAACAGAUCUACCUCAUUUUGUCUUGUUUUGUUCUUUAUAUGUAUUUUAUACAAAGUAUUUGAUUUAUCAGAGUAUAUUUAGGUAUUGUAUAUUGUUUUUAUAUUAUUAUUGAUUUAAUUGUGAGUUUGUAUAUUAUUUUACUUUAAAUGCAUUUUUCUCUCUACAGUACCUGGUUUUCUAUUGUCAAUUCUGGUUCAUAGGAACCUGGUUUAAAGGAAUAAAAUAUUAUAUAUUUAGGAAUUAGUUAUAUUUAUCAUGUAUACGGGUAACAUAGCACGUGUGGUUUCUUAAUAGUCAACAUUAUUUCAUUCAAAUAUUCAGUACAAAAAUCGACUUCUAAAUGAACAUUUCUAAUUACUUGUGUUAGAGUCUUCAAUUUUUGGAAGUUCUAAGGUCUAAGCGAUUGUUUGUAAUUAGAUUUGAUAAAUUGGAAAAAAUCGCACAUUCUUGGGAAUUCUCUUCAACAAUUUGUAUACGAAAGAUCUCAUCUACUUAUAGAAACUACUUAUUUGCUUUACAAGACAACCUUUCAUUGUCUACGUUUUAUUUUCUCUGUACCUGUACAUUUUACAAAUGCAUAUCCUCUACUGUUACUAGAUUAGAUCUCUUCAAUUUCUCUCAUAUUGUUGAGUUUAUCAAUAUAUUGCCAACAUUUUACACAAUAAGUAUUACAGUUAUACCGUUUUAUAAAGAUAUUUACAGUUUUAUUUUGUACGUCAGUUAGACAAUAGUUGGUUAUUUAACUCUGAAUGACUGUAUUUAGUAUUGUUAGUAGUGGUGUCAAUACCAUUGCAUUCUAAACCGGAGUACAAAUAAUUGUAUACAUUUAUAUAUUGUCAUAUUUAAAUAGGUAUAUUACAAGACAUAACAUAGCAUAUAUAUAUUUUUUACAAUCUUCAACUUUAAUUUUAUGUACAGUUUUCCACAUGCGAGGUAUGGUUCAGCAAUUGUAUAAUACUAUUGAAGACUGCCGUAAAUAUAGAUUGUAUUAAUAGGUAUAGUUUGUUGUUAUUGCAUUAUGUACUGUUAAAUAAUGUGCUACGUUCAAGUAAAAGAACACUGGAGUGUUUUGAAAUCAUGAAAAUUGAAGGUCUUUUCGUAAAGGAAAAAAUUGUCACAAUUCAUUAAUUAAUCGAUUUAUUAUAAAAAUUAGGCAUCAAAAUUAAAGAACUAUCAGUUCUGUAUGGUUUGAUCCACCAUGAUUUUCAUGUGUCAUGAGAAGCAAAAAAUUUUAAUAUGAAUAUUAUGAAACAAAAUUGGAUCAUUAUUGACCUUCAAAAAAUAGUGUAGCAUGUUCCAUGUUUCCAACAACUGAUCAUUAAAUAUUGUUGGGAUUAAGACGCUCAAAUAGGCCUACUGUUAUUAUAAACACUGUGAUGAUCCUUAUAUGACCAAUAGUAUUGUUCGUAGUCAGGUAAAUGGUUAUUUUAUUGUUAUCUUUUUAUAGAGUUGUAUCUUUCAAUACACCAAGAUGCCUUCUCCAGAUAUCUCAUUAAAUAAUUAGUAACUCAGUAGUUCAUAUCAUAGUAGUUCAUAAACUCAUUGACAUUUUUCAUUGACAAUAGUUUUAUUUUUCAAGCGUUUUUGUGAUCAGUAGUCUAUAAUUAUUUUUCUUGUUCAGGAACUUAAUUUCAAGACCUUUGGAGAAUGUUGUUGGAAAUUUGAGUACAAAAUUGUAAUAAAAAAAAUGUAAAUUAAACGUUUAUGAAAUAGGGGCAAAAUUACAAGUUAUCAAAACGUGUUGGUAAUAGAGCAUAAAAUUGUAUUUUAUUGCCAAAAAGUAUUGGACAUCGGGCACAAAAUUUUAGUCUCUUGAGAAAAUAUGAAAAGGUAAUUGUCAUUUUAUCGUCGAAAAUUGGAAGAAAUUUAGGGCAAAAUUGUCAUUUUUUCUAUAAAUGUGCAAUUGAUUGUGAUCGUGAAUAGUCAUUAUGUUGAUCUUUCACUUGUAUAAUAUGUCAUAAGCCAAAGACAAGAGCUGUUUGAAGGGGAGUGACUUGGACUCAAUAUUAUUGGAACUCAAUAUAUAAUCAGUAGUAUUUCAAUUAUGGAUUCUACACGUGAAAUCUUCAUCUCCUAUAACGAUUUUACAAACCUAACUUUUUUGCGUUUAUACUCACUUUUAUACCGUUAAAACUAUAGUAAAAUUCACUUGUAACUUUCAGAAUUCCUUAUAAAUAACAUCAAUGCUCCCUAUGCAAACAAUGCUGAUAGUUCUAAAAUGAAUCUCACUGUUGGCCCAUUUUUGAGUUCCAAAUAAUUGAAUCAAUAGUCAUCCCUCUCCAACUACCAUUAUAUCAUCUGUUAUCUCUUGUUAGUAAAUGUAAUCAAAAGUAAUAGUGAAUAAAUAUUAGAAUAAGUACCGCAUCUGUAUUCAGGAAAUGAAAUAUUUCAUUCAUACGAUAUAUUUACCUUAGCAUUAAUAGUUGAUUAAUAGUAUACGCAUUUUAGUUAUCAGUUGUUGAAUUCAUACCUCGCCUCAAUAAACCUGUGUGUUCAUUAUGCAUUCAAUACAAAGAGUUUUUAUAAAAUACUGGAGACAUAAAAUGCGCUAAUUUUAAAAACUGCCAUUAAAAAGACACUGCACGUAUUACAACACUCUUUAAGUAGAUAUACUGUAUAAGCAAACCUGAAUUACACAGCUCUGCAAUCACCGUCAAAUGAAGUUUUCUACCUCGUUUUAGCUUGACUGAUCCUUUAAUGGUGGUUCUUUAAUUUGAUAUAUCUACACUUAUUAAAGUGCGCCUCCAGUGUUUUAUGCAGGCUCAAAUGAACAUCUUAGCUUACAAUAUUGCCUUAACCAAUCAAUUACAUGUUCAUCUCUAUAAAAUAAAUCAGUUAUCGAUAAUAUUUGAUCGAUUAUUUGUACUGUUUGUUGGAAUUGAGUUGUUUUAAAUCUAGUUCAAAUAAUCGAUCGACAUCUAUCGCUUGUUAGACAUGCUUGUUCAUUUUGAUGAUGAAGUGAGAUAUUAUCGAUUGCAUGUACGUGUACAGUAUUCUAUCAAUUAUUUAGAGUAAUCAAACAUCACAAUUGUUAAAAAAUCUAGUCAUUUUAUAUCUCUGAUAUUCUACAGUAUGUGCAUAAAUUAUCUAAUAAUGUGUAAUAGGUCUCUUAAUUCAUCAUCAAAAUAAACAUCAACAAUUCAUUCGGGUUUCAAAUACUGAAGGGUUUUUUGAAAUUCGGAUAAAAUUCUGUGAAAAUAGUAUUUUUCGAUUUAUUCGAAUUUCUUGGGCGCUCUUCAGUAUUGCAUCUGAAGUGCCCGUUGAUUACAAUGUAAAUACAUAGGACUUACAAUAAUACAAAGUACAAAUCCAUUGACCUCUUCCAUAGAUAUAUUAAUAUAUAGUUUAUUUUUUACAGAAUUGUAGUUUGCAGUUCACAUGUAUUACCUAGCUGCUUGCUCCUCCUGUUGAUUCAAUUUGAAUGGAAUUCAGUAUUUGGAAAACAUUGGCAAUUUAGUUUUUUUUUCAAACUUAUUAUUUUCACUUUGAUGAGGAAUGGCUUCAGUUGAUUGGCAAAUUGAACAAAAAAAAUAAGUGUAGUAAAAAAAUUCAAAAGACAAUUGUUGCCAAAAAAUUAGAAUUAAUUUAAAAUUGGAGCUAAAAUCUUUUUGUGUAUUAAUUUUUCUUGUGAUAUAUGAAAUACUUCUUGUAUACUGUGCUUUUGUACGUCAAUAUUUUUAUAUAAUCAUAGAAAUAAUAAGUUUUGUAAUUAUUACAAAUAGUGUAUUACUCAUUACUAUAAUAUUAAUAAUGUACAAAGUACAAUAGGUAUCCUCUCAAGUUAGUUCAAUAAGUAUUGUAUACGAAAAACUACUCUAUACCAAACACUCUGUUCUAGAAGUGUGAAGCUUUGACUAAGUUGACUUCUCUAUUAUCUCUCUAUACUUCAAGAUCCAAUUUCUAAAUUGACUUCACAAUUUCGAUGAAUCAAAAAAAAUUUUUUUGUCAGUGUAUGCUGAUGAGUUUUGUAUCGUAAUCCAAUACAUUGAUCAGUAUUGUUUUUCCAUAUUGUAAUAUUUUGAAAUUACAAUAACUUUUGGGAAUGAAAAUUUAAUGGCAUGAGUGUUUUAAUAGGCUAGUAAGAAUUGAAUAUUUCUACAGUAUUAAUGGCUUGUAUUGAUAGAUUGCUUGAAUGUUUUUCUAAUUUUUGGAAUUUCAUUGGUGUUUCAUAAUCCAAAUUAUUUUGGAGUUAGUUUUGAAAGUUUGAUUGGAAGCAGUUCAAAAGUUUUUUUGAAUGCGUUCAAUAAGAUAACGUAUUUGUUUUUUACUUCAAUUUUUGGGUCUACAGUUGAAUAGAUAAGGGUUUUUUCACAUUUGACACCUAUUAGUGCAACUUUUUCAAUACUUUAUAUUUUGGGUUUUGUACUUGUAGACCUGUAAAAAUUAUUGGAAUUUGAUUGAUAAUGCGUAGAAUAAUUCCCAUUUCAACUCUAAAAUAAUAAAUUUCAUUUUCACAUUAUUAUUUUUCCUCAGUUCUCAAUUUCAAUUCGAAUAGUAUUUUCUUCUAUUUAUAACAUUUAACAUCUCAACCAAAGGAAAAAUGAAUUUCAUAGUCUAGUUCUGAGUAUACGUUUUUAAAUUAUGCAAUUUCUAUGUAUACUGGAUAGAAAAAUAGGUUAAUAUACUUCUAAUAGUUGUUAGUGAUAAACAUAAUACCUCUAUUUUAUAUGAAUAGAUAAAUAUUUUGCUUAUGUUCCCAAUAUAAGUGGAAGACUUCUAUAAUAAUAUCAUCUCUAAAAUGUAUAAUACAUUACUCAAAGAAUAUGAUAGAUUCAUCAAAUAGUAGUGUUAUUUUAUAUAAGUAUACGAUUAUGAGUAUUCAUUAGGUUCAAGUUUACACUUAUCAGUCAGAAAUCAAAUAAUUUCAUUUUACCUACAGAUUUUCCUGAUAAACGGUCACAUUUCAAGUACUAUUUCCUGAUAAUUAUUAACCUUGAAGUUCUACUCUUCUCAUGGACAAUAACCCCCUCAAUACUGAAUCCAUUUUCCAUUGUAAUGAAGAAUCAUUCUAUUACUCUAUUAUUUUAUUUCCCCCCCCCCCACUGAAGUUAUUAUUUGAUGUCACGCUUUACAGAUUGAAUCAUCAGGCUCAGUUAAUUCACUUCACUAUGCUCUUCAUAAUCGUGCAAUUUUCCAAAUCUCAAAUUUAAAUCCUUUAUGCAAUUUGUUUCCACCUUCAUGACCCACAUAUGAACAUUGCUAAUCAUUAAGCUAUAUCACACUUUUGAAUUUAAAUUCAUCUCUGAAUUCAACCUUGAAAACUGCAUUAUCAGUUUUAUAGUAACAUUUUUGACUGAUUUAAAAAUGUAUUAUAUAACUUUUUAAAAUCAUUUGGUACCAAGUGACAUUUAUAUUCAGUUUUUCAAGUUUCAACAAGAUUCACAUUUUUCUAAUUUACACUCUCACCUAGUAUGUAUGUUUGCUGUUUGAUAUUUAAAAAAUUGACGGAAUUUUACAGUUUUCUGUAUAAAUUACAAGAACAAUAACUAGAUAAACCUUUCCUCUAAGAGUUUUAAAGUGAAAUGUAUGUAAUUUGUUACAAUAGCAAAAUGUUUGCAAAAUUUUAGUUCUUUGUGAGUAUAUUGUGGUCAUUUUUACAAUGUUUUGCAUGUGAUGAUUGUAUCAAUGUACACAAUACAUUUAUAUUUGUAAAACAGUAAUUUAGUAAUAAAACCGUAAUGAUGA
Nilaparvata lugens (brown planthopper) is the source of this 16720-nucleotide messenger RNA. Its product is annotated as longitudinals lacking protein-like. Gene Ontology annotation, biological process: regulation of transcription by RNA polymerase II. Gene Ontology annotation, molecular function: sequence-specific DNA binding; DNA-binding transcription factor activity, RNA polymerase II-specific. Gene Ontology annotation, cellular component: nucleus. The record is from RefSeq and is a predicted model, not a curated record. Bases 6838 to 7620 code for a protein of 260 amino acids. Lineage: Eukaryota; Metazoa; Arthropoda; Insecta; Hemiptera; Delphacidae. The transcript has 3 exons.